Messenger RNA from Bactrocera neohumeralis, 1011 nucleotides. RefSeq lists its product as uncharacterized. The transcript is spliced from 2 exons. The record is from RefSeq and is a predicted model, not a curated record. NCBI's taxonomy places the organism in Eukaryota, Metazoa, Arthropoda, Insecta, Diptera, Tephritidae. The coding region runs from base 1 to 903 and encodes 300 amino acids.
AUGUACACUAACAAGCAAUUAGUAGCCGCGUUGCUCGCUUUCCAAGUAAUCGUCAUUGCGGUGGCGCAGUCUACAACUGUGGCAAGCAAUAGCGCCUUCGAGCCCGGCAAUGUGACAACAAGGACCGACGAUUAUAUCCUGGAAAAUCGGCGUCAAUUCAAUGCCACGUUGCAAGGUUAUUUGGACAAAAUGAGUACCGUGACGAACGGUCUAGAAUUGGGACUGAAAGUGCUUAACCGACAGAAGGUGCUACUGCUGAAGACAAUCCAGGAAACAUACGAAAAGAUCGAUCCUUUAGAAUUACUAGGCUUACCGGCCAAAUACUGUGUACAACAAUAUCGCAAUGAACUGCCCUACGAGCAAAUUGUGAAGACGAAUAUUGAGAGUUGCAUCACUAGUGCACGCAAUUAUGCCAGCUCAAUCAUCAGUUCUGCCAACACUUAUUAUAAUUACCUGAAAAAUUACUACACUACUACCUUUACACCAAAUCUUAACGCCUGUGCAAAAUCGAACAGCAAUCCGUCGUUGAAUUACACGCUCUGUGUUACAUCCGUGAUUUCCACCGUCAACAGUUAUGUCCACACUAACCGUGAAAAUUUUGAAGCCGGCUUACAGUCCGCAUACUGUAGUUUGGAGAACCGUCUUGAUGUUGCCGCCAGCUGCACCUACACACAAUUAAACUCGGUUUUGACUUCGGUUGGUGCUGCUACACGCUUGAUUCAUGAUUGCUUCUCUGACUAUUUGGAAAGUUUGAAUGAUAACAAUAACGGUACAAUCAGCGCUGGCUGUCCGAAUGUCGUGUAUGUGGAAGUAAAAGACAAGGAUGUCCAAUCCAGAACCAUAAACAACCCACUGUUGGGUCUGAAUACCACAGCUAAUUGCGUGGAAAUAAGAUUUGUCUAAAAAAUUUUAACAGAUUAUGUUGCUUUUCAGCACAAUGUAACGAAAAUGCAUGUAAUUGUUUUUUUUUGCCAAAUUAGUAAAAAUAAAUAUAAAUAUGCACAAAAUAAA